Messenger RNA from Populus euphratica (Euphrates poplar), 1040 nucleotides. RefSeq names its product LOB domain-containing protein 39-like. The coding region runs from base 133 to 756 and encodes 207 amino acids. The transcript has 2 exons. NCBI's taxonomy places the organism in Eukaryota, Viridiplantae, Streptophyta, Magnoliopsida, Malpighiales, Salicaceae. The record is from RefSeq and is a predicted model, not a curated record. Gene Ontology annotation, biological process: regulation of gene expression.
AUAUGGUUACUUGUAACUUUCCUUCUCUCUUGUUCUAACGCCAAUUAUAUAUUCUCUCUUGUGACCGAAGAAAGAAAUCCUUUUUUUCUUUGCUUACAAUCUUAUUUUCUUUCCCAAGAAAGAUCUUGAACAAUGAGCUGCAAUGGCUGUCGAAUUCUUCGAAAGGGAUGUAGCGAGGAUUGUGUUCUUAGACAAUGCAUAGAGUGGAUAAAUAGUCCCCAAGCUCAAGCUAAUGCCACCGUCUUUGUUGCCAAGUUCUUUGGCCGUGCCGGCCUCAUGUCCUUCAUCUCCUCCGUGCCCAAAAGCCAAGGUCCCUCAUUGUUUCGAUCGCUUUUGUUUGAGGCCGUGGGAAGAACAGUGAACCCAGUUAGUGGAGCUGUGGGGCUUCUCCGGACAGGAAACUGGCACGUAUGCCAGAAGGCGGUGAUGACGGUGCUUCGCCGCGGCACAGUAGAACCACAGCCAGAACCUGAGGGAAGAGUUUUCGGACCAGAAUUUGAUAAUGUUUCGGAAUGUGAUAGUUUUAGGCCGUCAGCAGAUCAUGUCAGUUCAGGAUCAAAAACAUUGAAGAGAAAGAGGGAUGUUGAUGUGGCCAAGCGUGGACCGAUGAGGACUGAUCUUGAUCUUAGCUUGAUGUACCAGCGAGUGGAUACACCACCAGAAGAGUCUGAAACCACAACACUGGAGAGUGAUUCGGGGAAUAAUUGCAGAUUUCACGAUGGAGGAGAACCAAAGCUUUUGAGACUGUUUGUUUAACAAGCUACAGGAGGAGCAGCUGGGACAUCUAUUAGACCUGAGAAUGAUUCUGUCGUAGAGAAACUUAUCAACAGCUAUUCAUGUAUUACCAUUGAGGCUUUUGUUGUCUGUGAUCAGUGUUAUGCUGUAUACGCAUACAUGAGCGACUGAACAAGUCAUUUUUCACUUCGGCGUAACAUAGUUUCUUCUCUAGGGCUUUCAGGUAUCAAGAUCUCGAUAGUUCCCAGGAGAUUAAUUAGCUAGCAUACAGUAUCAUUUCCCACUUUAUUGAUCUAUGCAGAGGG